ACUGACGAGAAAAGGCGGGUAAUUGUGUUCCGAAGCCGCGAGAAUGCCUGUUGCUUUGUGUUGCUUUGGUUGAUGUAUUUUGCAAGUGUGUUGCAUACGAUUUUUCCACAUUAUUUUCUGUUCGAAGUAAGCUUGAGUAUACGGAAUCUAGCAAGCAGAAACAAACGGCAAUAUGUUUGAGGCACGUCUGAUACAGAGCGCGAUCCUGAAGAAGGUGUUGGACGCGGUGAAGGAUCUCUUAACAGAAGCGACGUUCGAAUGUUCCGACUCGGGGAUUCAGCUCCAGGCGAUGGACAACGCUCACGUUUCCCUGGUCUCGCUGAAUCUCAGGAGCGACGGCUUCGACAAGUAUCGUUGCGAUCGGAAUUUGUCGAUGGGCAUGAGCAUCAGUUGUAUGUCGAAGAUUCUACGAUGCGCUGGUGCGGAAGAUACAGUGACCCUCAGGGCGUGGGAUAAUCCUGAAUCUAUCGUUUUUAUAUUUGAAUCGCCAAAUAAAGAUAAGCUCGCCGAAUACGAGAUGAAGCUAAUCAAUAUGGAUCAGGAGCAUCUUGGCAUUCCUGAAACCUCUUAUUCUUGUGUUGUGAAAAUGCCAUCUGCAGAAUUUACUCGCAUAUGCAGAGAUUUAAGUCAAUUUGGAGAAUCUAUAACUUUUGCCUGUACCAAGGAAGGUAUAAAAUUCAGCGCAACUGGUGAUUAUGGCUCAGCCAAUAUCAAGUUAGCACAGACUGCAGAUGCUGAUAAAGAAGAGGAAGCAGUAAUAGUUAACAUGCAGGAACCAGUAAAGUUAACAUUUUCUUGUCGUUAUUUGAAUUGUUUUGUGAAGGCUGGUCCUCUUUGCAAUCAAGUUCAACUGUCCAUGUCUGAUGAUGUGCCUUUAGUAUGCGAAUAUAAAAUUGGUGAUAUUGGACACAUCAGGUAUUACCUGGCGCCCAAGAUCGACGAUGAGGAGGAAAAUUAAAAUAAAAAAUAAAAUUCGUAUACAUUGAAUUAUAAUUAUCAGUACCGUA
Molecule: messenger RNA, 1007 nt
Organism: Cataglyphis hispanica
Lineage: Eukaryota; Metazoa; Arthropoda; Insecta; Hymenoptera; Formicidae
Gene: PCNA
Product: proliferating cell nuclear antigen
Exons: 4
Coding region: 173-958 (261 amino acids)
Biological process (GO): translesion synthesis; mismatch repair; leading strand elongation
Cellular component (GO): PCNA complex
Molecular function (GO): DNA binding; DNA polymerase processivity factor activity
Source: RefSeq, a predicted model, not a curated record